Messenger RNA from Scomber japonicus (chub mackerel), 2955 nucleotides. RefSeq names its product RNA binding motif protein X-linked (gene rbmx). Gene Ontology annotation, biological process: positive regulation of mRNA splicing, via spliceosome. Gene Ontology annotation, cellular component: spliceosomal complex. Gene Ontology annotation, molecular function: RNA binding. NCBI's taxonomy places the organism in Eukaryota, Metazoa, Chordata, Actinopteri, Scombriformes, Scombridae. The transcript has 10 exons. The record is from RefSeq and is a predicted model, not a curated record. The coding region runs from base 283 to 1470 and encodes 395 amino acids.
AGACGACGACAAGAGAGACGAAGAAGAAGGAGGAGGCGAUGAGCCGUUAUUGAGCUUCUCACAGCUGCACCUACCCUGUUCAUAUAUACUAUAACGGUAGCAUUGCUUUAGUAGUUUUACUAGCUGGCGGGCAGCUGUAAAGCCUAAGUCUGCCUUGAGCCGACGGAAUAACAGCCAGCUAGUCUAGUAACUAGCUUUUACCACCGCUGGCACGUUUAUCGCCAUUUUGCGCGUUGAACGGUCCAAGACUUUCACCAACAGCAGGUGGGGGAUUUGUGCAGCAUGGCAGAGGCAGACCGACCAGGGAAGCUCUUCAUCGGCGGACUGAACACCGAGACCACCGAGAAGGCCCUGGAGCAGUACUUCAGCAAAUAUGGCAGGAUUGUGGAAGUUCUUUUGAUGAAAGACCGUGAAACAAACAAAUCAAGAGGCUUCGCUUUUGUGACUUUUGAAAGUCCAGCUGAUGCCAAGGAUGCAGCGCGCGAGAUGAAUGGAAAGUCCCUGGAUGGCAAGCCUAUCAAAGUGGAGCAAGCUACCAAACCUCAGUUUGAGAGUGCUGGCAGGCGAGGACCACCACCCGUACACUCUCGCAGUCGUGGUCCACCCAGAGGCCCCCGCGGGUCCAGGGGAGGUCCUGGUGGUAUAAGAGGCCCACCAUCCAGAGACUACUAUGAUAAUUCAGGGAAUGUAGAACCCUUCUUUAAAGGGAUGUCAUCCAGAGGUCCCCCUCCAAUGAAGAGAGGACCCCCAGUUCGUAACGGAGGUCCCCCACCCAAGAGGUCAGCCCCAUCUGGUCCCAUGAGCAGACGUAAGUCCCCAAUGUCAAGGGACAGGGAUCCCUAUGGUCCACCCCCUCCUCGCAGAGACUCCAUGAUGUCCAGAAGGGAUGAUUAUCCAUCACCAAGAGAUGACCAUUAUUCCUCAAAAGAUAGCUACUCCAGUCGGGAUUAUAACUCCAGAGAUUCGCGGGACUAUGGACCUCCUCCCAGAGAUUAUUCAUACAGAGAAUACUCAAAUUCCAGUUCCCGAGAUGACUAUGGAUCAAUGUCAAGGGGAUACAGUGAGCGUGAUGGGUACAGCGGAGGCCGGGAACCACGAAGCUACGUAGACCGUCCAAGUGGUGGCUCCUACAGAGAUUCAUAUGAUGGUUACGGUAACUCUCGCAGCGCCCCACCAUCAAGGGGUCCCCCACCAUCCUAUGGUGGGAGCAGUGGAAGCAGUCGUUACGAUGACUAUGGCAGCAGUUCCCGGGAUGGCUAUGGCAGUCGUGACAGUUACCCCAGCAGUCGGAGUGACCCAUAUCCACCUAGCCGUGGUGAGCGAAUGGGCAGGCAGGAUAGGGGCCCAGCUCCCCCUGUCGAGAGAGGCUACCCUCCUCGUGAUUCAUACAGCAGCUCAAGUCGUGGUGGGCCACGUGGUGGCCGUGGCAGCAAUCGGGCCGAUAGAGGAAUGGCUCGCAGCAGAUACUAAAAUGGACAUGGAAAUCACGUCAAAGCAAACGUUAGUGUUCGUGCACAGUUAACACGUGUUUUGGAAGAAAUCUGACAAGAAAAACUAUCCAUGUCUGAAUCUGUGGAAUAUGGAGCAUAGCUUUGAAAUGUAUCUUGAGUUUCCCAUUUUUUUAUGUGUAAACUUUUUUUUUUUUUUAAUUAGUAUUUCUCUUGCUCAUGUAACAGUACAGUUACCAAGUGAGUGUUCGUUUUUGUACAUUCAGUGCUGUUGGAAUCUGCAAUGCCCUAUAAGCCUGGCUUUCCUACUCUAAUAAAGAUUUUAGUCGUUCUUUGACCACUUCUCAUCGAUAUUAAAAACAAGACCAGAAACAGUGACAUGAAUGUUAAUUAACAACAUGAUCUCCUUUUUACAAAGUUCUCUGUAAAGCUUAGGUGAGUCUCUGCUCGUGCUUUUAUAGUCGAGUGACUUGAGUUCAUUCUUAACACAAAUGUGCUUCCAACUGGUCACUACUGUCUCUAAGGGUUAGGCAAAUGUUACUGUCAAAAUGUUCCAAUGUAGUUUCCUUGGAAAUGGAUCCGUCACCCUAGAGCCAUUUGAUGGCAUGCAACGACAAAACCAAAGGCAACAACAACCAAAUGCAAGAGUCUUUUCAACUCGACCGAUAGUCAACGGCUGGUAAGCAAAGCAAACCUCUUUGUUUCUCAUCUGUAAAUGAGUUUCUCAUUGUCCUGUAUUGCAAUCUUCACUCAAAGCGUGAUAUUCAAGACAACUUUUGCCUCAGAGGACAAAAGGAAAAAAUGGAGGUCAACUGAAUGUGCCUUUUUAUUGUAGUCCGUUUUUAUCAGCUAAAAUUGUCAAAGUGCAGCACCAUCCUAAGAAGUUUCAUCCCUUGUCGGCAAUGAAAGUUUGCCAUUUUCCCAGCUGAGCCCUCAAAACCAUGGAGAUCCUUUUUUCCCUAACCAAUCGUCCAACCUGAGUGAGAAUGAUUGGCAACAGUGGUUUGUAAAAUCAAAGGUAAAGCUCUCAUAGCUAUAUGUAAGAAUUUUUUUUUGUCUCAGUAAAAUUUAAAAGCCAUUUUAAAAUUGAUAGCCAUUUUUUCUCAGUAUCAAAACCUUUUCCACAAGCAUGCCAAUUCAAACAAUGGAGACCUCUGGAAGAAACCUACCGCCCUGCCAAACUGGAAACGAUCGCUAAAGCCAAAUCGAAGUCGGACCAUGGAUUAAAAGCAUUAUCAAACAUUGUAUGAAUACAUAAUUAAUAGGAGGGCAGCACGUUAAUAGUAUGUUCUUGUUACAGGAUGAACACCCCUUCAAGGCAACUGCUCUUACAACGUACCUGAAUUGCGUCCUCAGUUUGUUGGACCAGUGAAACCACAGUGCAGCAGUGCAGAUGCUGGCACAGGCCACUGAGGAGACUUAAGUGGAACAUGUUGGAAGUGGAAAGAAUGCGGCCUGAGGAUUUGCUCAAAUCAUGUUUGGUGUUUUCAAUAAAGAUGAGAAAAAU